UUGUUUGUGCAUGUAGCUAGUUUUAACUCUUUGUAUUAGUUUGUGUGUGAGACAUAUUCACCUUAGACUGCAGGAUUUAAGAUUUUCAGGGUUUCUCAGAGUAAUUCAACAGUUUUAUUCUAUUUUUGACCAGUGAUGUGUUUUGGUCCUUUUGGGUGGAGUUCUCUUGAUAGUUGAUCCUCCAAAACAAAUGUUAAUGGUCCCCUUUGAGUUAAUAUAGUUUAAUGCAUUUAUGUGUUAACUGUUUUUAAUGUAGCACAGUUUUUAGGUGUUGGGAGAAGAACAAGAGCAGUCUUCAACGAUCAUCCUAUUCACAAUCCUGUUCAUGUUAAAUAUUUCUAAUGCCAUUAACAUUAACCCCAAUGGGCAAACCUGAAUUUCUUGCUGAGUCAAAUGUCGACAUACAGGCACUGCCUGUAUCUGUAGUAUCGGCCCUGUGGCUUAGUUUAGGGCUAGAAUACCUCUGCUUUGUUUGCAUUGACUGGUAUUUAGUGUGACAGACAUCAUCAUGAGACUGGGAGUAAGGUGCUGUAAAUUCAGGACCACACAGUUUCAUGAUGCUUUCUGGUGUGAUUGUGUUUUAGGACUACAAAAGACAUCUUUGUCACUGGAACUUUUUCAAUCAUGUUUGUGAGCUGUUUGUUUGCCAAGAACUAGACAGAACUUUGAAACCCCUUUUGACUGAGAGCUGUUUCUUCCAAACUGAUUCAAAUUAAACUAGGAUUUAGUUUGAAUGUGACUCAUGUAAUCGUAUUGACAUUUACAAUCCCCGAGUGCCUAUGUCUGUGUAACAUUUACUUUUUCCUUAAGCCAAGGUUUAAGAAAGACUGAGUUUGUGUGUUAGAGGAAGGAAUCAGCUUUUGAUGGAUUAAUCUCAGUGCCCUGUCAGUGUGAUUUACUUUUCUUUAAAUGAAAACAUGUGUGGUAUUUUUUGUGUGUGUGUAAGCUGUGCAUAUCACCUGUAGAUCACAGUAAUGGUCAGUCACCACCCCCAAACCUAUGCUGCGUUAAUGAGAGAAGCUUUGUGUGGCUGUAACAGCCUUAGGCCACAAGAACUGUCAUUUAAAUGACUGAUGCAGCUGAACUAUGAUACUAUGGAGGGCUUGCAUUGCAUAAAAUACAAAAAAUUCUGCAUUCUUUUAAGUUUAUUUUAUCUGUACGAAACUAAAGGGAAACAAUAUUAACCCUGAUACAGAACUGAAAUAAGCAGCAGGGAACUGUCAAAAAUUUACUGGCAUAUUUUCUUGAUUAAAAAUACCUAUUAUUUGGUUGUUGGCUGAUUAAGUUUAAGCCAAUUAACUACUUUAUUUAUCAACUCUUCAUUUCAGCACUUCUGUUAUUCCACUUAAGCAAUUGAUGGUCAUGCUAACUACACACAUAUAAAGAUAAGAAUCUGCUACUUAUGUUGGUUAUGUUAGUAUAAAUUAAAGACAUUUCUGUCUGACUGUCCUUCAACAUUCUCAACAACCAGUCAUUUGAUCAAAGUCAAACAUGGCAAGUGUUGGUAAGAAUGUGAAGAAGUGCAGUGUUGAUGGUGUUGAUAGUUUUUUGACAGGUGUUUUUGAGAAAUGUAAAAAAAAAAAAGAAUGGAACUUUUAAACGACAGUUGGUCACAAAGACUGCUGCACUCAGUAUAAGUGCACAUUGGAGAAGUUUGCCUUCAGGGCUGUUUGUCAGAACACCUGGACAGGUGCUUAGAGUUAUAUGCUUGGUUGGUCUCUCAGUGCUGCAGAGAUAAUUGAAUAUAAUACUCCAGAUCAGGUGGUGGAAAGAGAGUAGUUGUGUAAAGCUGCCAGUGGCUGGCAAGCCUGUCAGUGAUGUUGAUGCCUGUUUUCUUCUCUCUGUCUGUGUCAGUGCCAGCUGGGCCAACAUACUAUAAAUAGCUGUUCUUGACCCCCAGAGCUAUAUUAGGCUUAUAGACAAAAGGGACAGCGAGCAAGGAUGACUUACAGUUGAGUAAGAGAAGGAAGGCAGUCAUUGGAGGUAGAGGGACGGGACAGAUAGUGAGACAAAGAGGACUCGAGGCUAGGAGACACAGCAGCUCUUUACUCUGAACUGGGACUGCAUGCUGUCUCUGUGGCCAGUAAACCUGUUUGAUUAGUUAGUGAACCCGGCUGACAGUCGGCAGGGAUGGGUGAUCCAGUAACCCUGGUGGAGUCCGCCGCCACUCCUGUUAUCACAGCGAUCCCCGCUGUCAUUGCUGGGGAAAUGCAAGAUGGGAAAAAUCAAGCUGGCAGUAAGAAUGGGAAGAAGGCCGACUCUGGAUCCAGCGGCAGCUUCUUCACCUGGUUCAUCGUCCUGGCCCUGCUCGGAGUCUGGACUUCUGUAGCCGUGGUCUACUUUGACCUGGUUGACUAUCAGGGAGUCCUUGACAAGGCUAAAGGCUUACAAAUUAACCUGUCUGAGGCCUUGCAAGGUAAACUGGUGGCAUACGAUACAGAUGGCGAUGGUGAUUUUGAUGUCGAAGACGCUAAAGUUCUUUUAGGACUGAAAGAGAAAGCUGUUGUCAUCACUUCCCGUAACGAACACGCUGCUGCCCCAGUGGAGAUUCCUGAAGCCGAACCCACACCGGAGGCUGUUGUUGAGCCCGACCCUGUACUUGUGGAGGAGAUCUUUGAAGCUGAUGUAGCAGAGGACACUUCUGCUCCACCAUCAGAGCCUGAACCAGAACCUGAGGCAGAACCUGAGGAAGAGCCUGAAGAAGAGCCUGAACCAGAACCUGUGGAGAUUCCUGAGGUGAUUGAGGAGGAUCCAGAGGUGCUGGAGGAGGAGCCUCUUGUUGUAGAGGAGGAUGCCCCUGCAGAGGAGGCCCCAGUCGAGGAGGCCACAGAGGAGGCUGCUCCAGCUGAGGAGGAGCCAGUCGCUGAAGAGGAGAUGAUGGCAGAAGAGCCUGCAGAGGAGGAAGCAGCUGAGGAGCCAGUGGAGGAAAUGGCUACCGAGCAGGCUGUGGAGGAGGAGACUGCUGACGAGGCUGUGGAGGAACCUGAAGCAGAGGCUGCAGUGGAGGAAACCAUGGAGGAGGUGGCUGCUGAGGAGGAGGCCGAGGCUGUAGAGGAGGAGAGCGCUCCUACAGAAGAAGCUGUGGAGGAGCCAGCUGAGGAAGAGGAGGCUACUACCACAGAGGAAGCUGCUGAGGAGCAAUUUGAAGAAGAGGUAGCUCCUUCAGAAGAAGCUGCUGAGGAGCAAUUUGAAGAAGAGGUAGCUCCUUCAGAAGAAGCUGUUGAGGAGGUAUUGGAAGAAGAAGAAGCAGCUGAGGAACCUGCUGAGGAAGCUGUUGAAGAGGUAGCAGAAGAAGAGGCAGCACUGUCAGAGGAGCCUGUGGAGGAGGAAGAAGCACCUUCAGAGGAGCCAGAGGAGGAAGAAGCACCUUCAGAGGAGCCAGAGGAGGAAGAAGCACCUUCAGAGGAGCCAGAGGAGGAAGAAGCACAUUCAGAGGAGCCUGUGGAGGAGGCCGCUCCUUCAGACGAGCCAGCUGUAGAGGAGGAGGCCGCUCCCUCAGAAGAAGCUGUUGAGGAGCCUGUGGAAGAGGAGGAAGCUCCAGAAGAAGCAGUGGAGGAGGUUGCAGAGGAGGCAGCUGCAGAGGAGGCAGCAGCCCCAGAGGAUAGUCCAGAAGAAGUGGAGGAGCAAACAGUCCCAGAGACAGAAGAAGUAGCCCAAGAGGAAGAGGAGACAAAAGAAGAAGAAGCUGAGUUUGUCGAGACAGAGGAACAGAUUCUGGAUGAGCCCACAGAAACGUAGAGGCUGCAGUCGUGGUGACGGAGCAGGGACCCACUGACGUUGCAUCAGCACCAUCUGAGUGCGCUCAGAACAAUGGUGCAUUUUUCCACCUCCGGGGAACGAAUGAGUCGUUGUGACAACACCCCACCCCUCAACCCUCCCUCCCAUCUUUCCCCCUCUGUUUUCACACCUUUCUUUAAAUUUUCCUUUUAGCGUGAAAUGAUGGCUGAAAACUGUUUACUAACAUGGUACUCCUGUUUUUACCAUUCUUGGUUUUUUUCCUUCUUAGUUUUGGUUCACUAUCUUUUUUUCAGUUGAGCACCCAUUUCCAGUUUUGUUCAGGGUGGUGUGUGUGUGUGUGUGUGUGCGUGCGUGUGCGUGCGUGUGUGUGAGUGGCCAAAUGUCUAGGCAAUGUGACAUCUGUGUGCUCUACUUGCAGCAGGUCUACCAGAGUCUUGAGCUGUAACAGCAAAGUAUCUUGAACUGUACUUUGAAAUUUCUCUGAGAUGGGCGUCUUGUAUCUAAAUACAAUUUCCAAGCAGAAUGAGGCCAUGACUUAAGACCAAUCUUUUUCACUUAAUCAGGAAGUUUGCUUAGCCCCGUAGCUGUGGAAAUUCAGAAUUAAGCAGCUCAGCUCCACUCAGCAGUUUUCUUUGGCCUCUGUUGUAGAUUCUAUGCAAAGCUGUCGUACAGUCUGUCACCUGCCUCCCCUCUUCAGCCUCCUCACCCCCCCAUCCAGUUUAUUUACCACUCAGUAUGUGUCGAUUCCAGGAUGAGCCAUAUGCUAGCAUGUGAACUUGGAGAGAGUGUGUGCGUGAAUGAGUGUGUGUAUGUUUUACUCAUGAGUGUGUUGACAAAUCUCUUGCUAAUCUAUCUUUUCUGUGAGAAUCAAGUGUCGUGAUGUCGUUUUGAAGAUUUUUUUUUUCUCCUUCAGUUUGUUUCCUAAUAACGUGUACCAGUGUGUGUGUGUGUGGUCUGUAUAGUCUUUUUUUUUUUUUUCCAUAUUUCAGACAUGAAUACUAAGAGCAACCAACCAGGCGAUCAAACAGGUUUCAGCUGAAGUUGCAACAUGUUACUUCAGCUCUUUGAGUUUGAACUGUGAUGUAACGUAGGCCACUGUUGAUGGUGCGAAGCUGUCACGUGGUGGUGUCAAGAUUCUGUUUAAGAACACACCAGCAACAUGGAUAGUUGGGCUGAUGCGGUUAACCCUGUGUGAGACAGAAUCCGUUUCUGUAAUAGUAGCUUCAGUGUAAAAAAAAAAGUUAUUUCUGACUCAUAGAGGGUUAAAUAGAUCAGGAGCCAUGUUCCUGUGGAAGUGCAGUCAUUACUAACCAACUGAUGCCAGUAAAUUGAACCAACAUCUUUGUUUUUCUCUUCAGCAGUGAAGCUUUACUGGUUUGUAGGUUUAAGGGAAACUAAUUUACUGUUUCCUUUUCCUCUGAAACAUCAGAGUUUGUCUGUAUGAGCUUUUUAAAACAUUGAUGCAGGCCUAAAAGAUCAGAGCACAAAACAUCAUUUUAUGAAUUAUUCCAUCAAAUCCCAGAACAAAAAAUCCAAAUGAGAUCUUUCUCUGUCUGUAUUUUGGAGUAAGGGCGACCUGAUGUUUUGGCUAUCGCUCUUUUCUUGCCCCUGUUCUAAUUGUACAUCACCUUGCUCUGGAUAUGAUGAAUUACUGUGACUGAGGUGGUGUUGGGACAGUGGCUGCAGCAACGUGUGCAGCACAUUUUCCUUUGGAUACUGACAGUGAACUCUUUGUACAACUGACAUUGUAGGAAUUAUUGCAACACAACAUUACAGUGGGAGGAGCAACAUUAGAAAAACAUUCCUCACUUUUUAAGAAUUCUCAUGUCCCGCGUGUGUGUGUGUAGUCCUCACAUACUGUAACUAGCAGGCUGUUUUUAGGGAUGUAGCGCACCCUAGUGGUGAGCAGUAGCUGUUUCUGUAGGAUGUUUUGUCCUGUUUCUCUGUAACACUAGCUGGUCUUUUCUACUUCCUACCACUUUGUAAGUCAAUGUGAAUUGUCAAAUCUUUUUAACAUUGAAGAUUGCAAUCUUUACCAAGAGAGCUUCUAGAUUUUUAAAAGGAACAUUUUUAAAAAGAACUUGGAGAAAUAAAGAUAACUUAAUUUUCUGAAAAUGCUUUAAAAGCUUUUUUUUACAAAGCCAUAAGCUGUUUGUCAGGCAGGUCUAAGGGGCAGUACUACUUCAACACAAACAUGUUAUUCUUGUUCACAAGGAAAAGCAAUAAAAGUCAAGCAGCAGAGAGGCCACACUGCAGCGCCCCGGUGAAAGUUUGUCAUUCCUAAACUUUGGUCUGAAGUCAUGUAUGGGCUGCAAUACUUUGUUUCCAGCAUACAGCGUCUGGGUUUAGUGAGCUCAGGGGUGUUGUGGGGAAAUAUUUCUGUUUGGUUUAUAAAAACAGCUCCAUCUCUUUCAAAGUUUUGUCCAUCGAUCAUGACCUUCAGUGUGUGGAUCUGAUACUGUCCUGUAGACGAUGACCAUGGUGAUUAAAUUAUUGUGAUGUACUGACAAUGAUGGGCUGUUAAUGGAGAUUUGAAGUAUUACGGUUUUCUGUAAAUGAUCUGUUAUGCGAGCUGAAAUAAAAGGUUUGGGACAACACAA
Molecule: messenger RNA, 6338 nt
Organism: Hippoglossus stenolepis (Pacific halibut)
Lineage: Eukaryota; Metazoa; Chordata; Actinopteri; Pleuronectiformes; Pleuronectidae
Gene: asph
Product: aspartate beta-hydroxylase
Exons: 12
Coding region: 2131-3738 (535 amino acids)
Biological process (GO): peptidyl-aspartic acid hydroxylation
Cellular component (GO): membrane; endoplasmic reticulum
Molecular function (GO): peptidyl-aspartic acid 3-dioxygenase activity
Source: RefSeq, a predicted model, not a curated record